This is a messenger RNA of Clunio marinus, 402 nucleotides long. The record is from the annotation of a GenBank genome assembly. NCBI's taxonomy places the organism in Eukaryota, Metazoa, Arthropoda, Insecta, Diptera, Chironomidae.
AUGAAACGAAAAGUUUUCCCUACUCGAAAACAGAAGGAGACCUUCGGAGAUAAAGGUCACUCUGAUGUCAAAAGAAAAUACCUUACCAUGUGUCGCAAUAAGAAUUGUAAUAAAAAACUUUUCUUUUGUUGUGAGAAAGAACAUUUUCGUAAUUUGAGUUUAUUAGAGGAUAACAAAACACGCACGACAAGCUUUCACCACGAACAAUCUCCGAAUGAACUUUUUUGCUGUGCUUCCCUAAUGAACAGACAAUGGCAAGUUUCUAUAUUACAAAAUGCAAAUAACGAUAAAAGGAAAGUUGAUGGAAUGCUAUUAAGAAUAAUGAAAGUUAAAUUGCGUAGUAUUAAAGGCAGGGUUUCGGACUCCCUCCUAGAGGUUUAUGAUGAGCUCAGGAAUUGCUAA